ACCACCAAUCCACCAUAGCCACAACUCUCAAUGGCUCACACGCCAACUCUCGUGUUUCUAUUCUCUCUUUACCUCUUCAAUAUCGUCACAAACUUCCCUUCACUCGCAAACGCUCUUUCCACUUGCUACGGACCAUGCACCACCGAAGGCGGUGGAGGAGGUAGCGGCGGCGGAAACUGCGAACCCUCCGGCUCCCUGAACUGCAUGGAAGGAUCAUUUCCUCAAUACACGUGCUCUCCGCCAGUUUCGUCGUCCACCCAAGCCAUUCUCACUCACAACAAUUUCAGCGAAGGUGGGGACGGAGGGGAUCCCUCUAAGUGUGACGGGCAGUACCACGACAACUCCGAGCUCGUGGUGGCACUUUCCACCGGGUGGUACAACAACGACUCGAGGUGUUCGAAUACGAUUAGAAUAACGGCGGCUAAGAACGGGAGGAGCGUGACGGCGAAGGUGGUUGACGAGUGUGACUCCGUUAACGGUUGUGACAAGGAGCACGCGAAUCAACCACCGUGUCGUAACAACAUCGUGGAUGGGUCACAGGCCGUGUGGGACGCGCUCGGGCUUGAUGGGGGCGAGGAUGAGGGCGAGGAGAACGUGACUUGGUCCAUGGCUUAAAAUUUGAUUAACCACGCCACGUACGAGGAUUAAUUAAUAAGGACAGGCAUAUUUAUAGCUUAAUGCUAAUUGCUUGCUUUUAUUUUGUUUUUCUAAAGUAAAGAACGAAAUAGACGAGAAUGCUCUUCUCGCUUUCAUAUUUAACAAUUAAAUAAAAUAAUUUUAUCACUUUG
Messenger RNA from Abrus precatorius (Indian licorice), 788 nucleotides. RefSeq names its product ripening-related protein grip22-like. NCBI's taxonomy places the organism in Eukaryota, Viridiplantae, Streptophyta, Magnoliopsida, Fabales, Fabaceae. Bases 31 to 615 code for a protein of 194 amino acids. The record is from RefSeq and is a predicted model, not a curated record. The transcript has a single exon.